Salmo salar (Atlantic salmon) is the source of this 2657-nucleotide messenger RNA. It is a transcript of the gene sap30l, whose product is annotated as sap30-like. Lineage: Eukaryota; Metazoa; Chordata; Actinopteri; Salmoniformes; Salmonidae. The record is from RefSeq and is a predicted model, not a curated record. Gene Ontology annotation, cellular component: histone deacetylase complex. Gene Ontology annotation, molecular function: transcription coregulator activity; protein binding. Gene Ontology annotation, biological process: regulation of DNA-templated transcription.
GGAACAGGGCAUGUUCAUUGUACAGGCUGUUUCUGAAAGAAUACCGCGGCGGCUAUUAAAGGUGAAGUCUGAAAUACGUGAUUUACUUCAAAGUUGUUUAAUCAGUGAAAGACGACUUUUUUUGUGUGUGGCGAUUUAGUUUGAUAUGUGUUAACCGGUUGGAGCCGUAUUCUACGAAUGGUCGAAAAGUAACGGUUGAAACAAAAAAUCGACAUCACCGUUUUGUCGGUUGAGGAAUUUGUUCGUUAGCAUAGCUAGCUUUGAUAGCAAGCCACCUUGUGGUCCUGUCUUGGCAUUCUAGCCUGUAUUGUGGUAUGGAUUUAUUAUUUUAAAUUUUUUUAGCCAUAGAGAGUUUCUAGUUUGAUCAGGAAUCUCGUUAACGUGUACAUUUUUUUAAUUGUUGGUAGUUUUUCCGCAUUUGUUUUUAAUUUUGAGGGGAGAAAAAAAACAGCGUUCUAGUUCACGCUUGUCUGUAAAGAAGGGGACAUUUUAGGGAGGAGAAAAUAACGUUCUCAGUGGUUUUUAUUUUUAAUUAAAACAUCACCAAAAACACCAACAAUCAUGAACGGGUUCAGCACUGAAGAAGACAGCCACGACGGCCCCCCAGCGCCGCCGUUUUACGGUCAGACUUGUUGUUUGAUUGAGGACGGUGAGCGCUGCGGACGAUCAGCUGGAAACGCCUCCUUCAGCAAGCGGAUCCAAAAAAGCAUAUCGCAGAAAAAACUAAAGCUGGACAUCGACAAAAGCGUUCGACAUCUCUACAUAUGCGACUUCCAUAAAAACUUCAUCCAGAGUGUCCGUAACAAGAGGAAGAGGAAGACUAGUGACGACGGAGGGGAGUCUCCGGACCAUGACGUGGAAGUUCCAGAGGUGGACCUGUUCCAGCUUCAGGUGAACACGCUGAGACGCUACAAAAGGCACUACAAGCUGCAGACCAGACCUGGCUUGAACAAGGCCCAACUGGCUGAGACUGUCAGUCGUCACUUCCGGAAUAUCCCAGUGAACGAGAAGGAGACUCUGACCUAUUUUAUUUAUAUGGUGAAGAGCACCAAAAGCCGACUGGACCAGAAGUCGGAUGGUAGCAAACAGCUGGAGUAAAGGCCACCGAUUUAACUUCCCAUACCAAGACUUGGACAUGGACACGUGUGUUUGAUAACAAGGUGUUUUCUGACAGGCAGCCAAAACUGAUCUUAUGACAGUUGUUGAGACUCCGCAGGGUAAUGUAAUGCUGUAAUGUGAAUAUGCUGAUAUGUACAAAAUGCACAGAUUAUGAAGAAAUCAGCAAAAGGUAGAAUGCAAUGUAUGAUAACUGCCUUAAAAGAUGUUUGGGAUUUUGUUUGUUUGUUUUUUUGCGUCGACUGUUAAAAACUUUGAAGAAGAGGGGAAAAAUGGUUUGUGCCAAACCAGAGUGUGCAAACUUAAGAUAUCAAUAAACUGGACAGGGUGCAUUUUGUGAAUGAAAAGAUCAUUUAAAAAGGUUUUAGGAAGCGUUGUCCUGUUGUCCAGCUAGUACUCAUUCUGUUAUCCAGUGGUGUGACAUGCAUGUGAAGACUGAGGAAGUUGAAUGAUGUAGCAGUUUGGCAGACUCGUUCAUAUUUUAUUUUCUCUCACCGUGACUUUUCCCUCUCCUCUAUCUUCUACACUGAAACACACACAGACUGAAGUGAUGUUUCAGUUAAAAACAAGUUAUUUUCAAAUAUUGGUGUUGAUUUAGUUUUAUUUUUUUUAUGUCUGUUUUCUUUACCCACUACCUUUUUUGUGAGAAAUAUAACAGUACUUUAGUUCAUCCUUGAUUGUAAGAUUUCUAUGUAAAGUUGUGUUUCUGAAGGGACUAACUAUUUCAACAGUUGUUUAGUAUCUUGUCAUGAAUAUGCUUUCAGCAUUUGAGACUCAUUUUAAGCAAUUAAUUGAAGCUGUGUUCAUUAGAGUGGAAAAUGCCUUAUUACCACAAUAUGUUAUUUCCAAAUGUAGUUGUUCUACUAACACAGGCACAAUAUAGAAAGUCCUCAACUUUGAGAGCAGAGAACUAUAUUUGAACCACCUAAAUUGCUUUCACAGUGCACAAUGAGUACUGGCUGUACUUUCUGCUUUAGUGUUUACAAUAUGUUAGUUCUAUUCUAUUGGAAUGUAAUUCUGAGGAAUCAUGUCACCUCGGACUGUCAAGUCCAUUUCCUUUCCUGGCACAGCAUUGGAAUUAUGUGACUGUCUAGUGGAUCACAGUACCAAUUAUAGUCACUAGAGGAAGAUGGGAGUUUUUUUUUUUUUGCUUCCUCUGUGUCACUAAUUAUAAGUGUCUUCACUUCAACACCUCUGUAUGUACUGAUGGUUUGUUUGAGUCAGUGGUCUCUCCACAGAUGACGGUAUGGCAUUUUUAGUAUUGAAUUUUUUUCAAUUUUCCCUGUCCUUUAUUUAAUAAGUCCCAAGAAAUAAGUCGUCUCUGCUGCAUUCCAUGUUACACCGUCAGUUAGCCAUGUCAGGUGUGUCGUUGCUGAAGUAUCGAUGGCUUUUUUGUUUUUUGCUUGUACCCUUGUUAGCACCAUAUAGAUUUCCCCUCUUGAACAUAUUGGCUGUGCUGCGUUAACCUAACUGUUGUAAUAGAUAAUACUUGUAUUUAAAUAUGGCUGCGUAUUGCUUUUAAUAAACGUAUUGUACAUAGA